AUGCUAUCAGCCGCAGCAGCAGCAGCAGCCGCAGCCGCAGCAGCAGCAGCAGCAGCAGCAGCACCAGCGGCCGCACCAGCAGCCCCCCCUACUGCCACUGCCCCCGGUUCCCCCCCCCGUUCGGUCGCUGCGUCGUGCUCCUGCCGGUCACUUGCCCACCCCACCGUUCUGUGGCACCACCGGAUGGGGCACCCGUCCCUUCCACGUCUGCGCGCUAUGUCUAGUCAGCGUCUUGUCCUAGGCCUCCCACGUGUCUUGUCGUCGCUGCCGCCUUCGCCUGCGCCGCCGUGUCGUCCCUGCGUCGAGGGUAGGCUGCGCGCCACCCCUCACUCCUCCUCCCUUCGUCCGGCCACCGAGCCUUUUGAGACGCUUCACUUGGACGUCUGGGGCCCAGCCCCUCGUCUAGGCCCUGAGCGUGAGCGUUACUUUCUGGUGGUCGUUGACGACUUCUCCCGCUACACCACAGUGUUCCCUCUGGCGAAGAAGUCUGAGGUGACUUCUACGCUGAUCAGGUGGUUGCUCACCACCGAGGACACUCGUGGUCGUCGUGUCAGCUGCCUCCACUCCGACCGUGGGGGUGAGUUUCGCUCCGGCAUUCUCGCUGGAUUCUGUCGCGAGCAGGGCAUUCGUCAGUCCUGGACGCUUCCAGAGUCCCCACAGCAGAAUGGGGUUGCUGAGCGCCGCAUAGGCCUGGUCAUGGAGAUCGCCCGCACCUCCCUGACUCACGCCUGUGCCCCCCAUUUUCUGUGGCCCUACGCGGUCAGGUACGCCGCGCACCAGCUGAACCUCUGGCCAUGUGUCUCUCGACCAGAGGUUUCACCGACCAGUCUUUGGACAGGGUCCCCUGGUGUUGCGUCGCGGUUUCGUGUCUGGGGGUGCUUGGCUCUUGUCCGCGACACCUCCGCGGACAAGCUCUCGCCUCGUGCCGUCCCCUGUGUCUUCCUUGGUUUCCCUGAGGACUCCUCUGACUUCACCUUUUACCACCCUCCCUCUCACCGGUUCUUUGACUCCCGUGACGUCCGUUUCGAGGAGUCCACUCCGUACUACGUCAGGUACCCCAGUCGAGGUCUCCCGGUUCCUCCUCCCCCCCUCUUCCUGACUGCCGUCCCCCCUCCUGCUCCCCCGGUACAGCCUCCCCCCCCUGGUCCAGCCCCGUCAGGUGUGUCCCAGGCUACCCCUCCUCCUUCGGUAGCCCCUCCGGUACAGCCUCCCUCCCCACAGUCCUCCUCGCAGCGUGCCGCUGGUGCUAGCUCUCGAGAGGUUGGUGCGGCGCCUGUUCCUGUACCGGUUUCUGGUUCUGGGGGUGCUGGAGUUGGAGCUGGAGUUGGAGCUGGAGUUGGCACUGGAGUUUCUGGUUCUGGGGGUGCUGGAGUUGGAGCUGGGGUUGGAGCUGGAGUUUCUGGUUCUGGAGUUGGAGCUGACCCGGUGGGUGCAGAGGACUCUUGUCGUCCGGGAGCUGGUGCUGGCCGCGCGGACACUGGGGGUGCUGCGUCUGGGGGUGAGGGUGCGCCUCCUUCGGGUUCAGGUGAGCCUGGGUCUGGAGCUGGUGUUAGUGCUGCCUCUGGGGGUGGUGCGCCUAGUUCUUCUGAGGUGGACUCUGGAGCUGCCGCUGCUUCGGACACUACUCCACCCCCCCACCCCUACCCGACUAGGCACCAGGCUCGUGUUCGCCGUGCCCGUGACGAGCAGCUGGCGUUGGAGAGAGAGGAGAGGGAGUUACAGCGGCUGGAGGAGCAGCAGCAGCAGCUGGAGCCGCAGGAGCAGCAGCAGCAGCAGCAGCAGCUGGACCCGCAGGAGCAGCAGUCCCAGCAGCAGCCGCGUCCGCAGCAGCAGCAGUCGCAGCCGCAGCAGCAGCAGCCACUUCCUCCUCCUGUCUCGGGUCUUCGGAUCCUUGGUCUCCCCUCCCCUUCUCCUCCCUCCUCCGCCUCUCCUCCUGUUUACGGUCCCACGUUUCCUCCUCCUGACUCCUCCCCCGCUGUUUUCCCCAGUUCUCCGCCUUUGUCCUCUCCUCCUCCGUCUCGUUCUUGGGCUACUCGUCGCUCCCCUCGUGCUCGUCCCUCGUCUCCUGUUCCCUUCACUGACCUUCGUACUGCCUUCCUUCUUUCUAGUCCACCUCGUCCGUCUCAGUCUGUGCUUCCGUCUCCUCCUGAGUCGGCCCUCACUGUGUCGCUCCCUACUCCUGUCACUGACUACUACCGCAUGUACCGUCCUGUUCUCUCUCGUGUUCUCGCCUCUCUUGUUACUCACCCUCGUGUCUCUGUGUCCUCUGUGUCCGCUCUUACUGCCGCGGUUACUGACUUUGCCUCUACCCGCCGCCUUGACUACGCCACCACGCUUGUGACUGCUCCUCCUACCAGUCCUCUGGUCGUCGGGGGUGUGUCUGCCCUUGGCUGUGACGCCCUAGAGGACAGGCAGUUUGAGCUAGAGUUCCUGGCGGCCGCUUCCCCUCAUCUCUGUGCCAUGCUCCUCGCCCCUGAGGGUGACCCCGACGCCCUUGACAUUCCGACUCCUCGCACUUACGCCGAGGCAGUGUCAGGGCCUUGGGCCUCUCAGUGGAGAGCUGCCAUGGACGCAGAUAUGGCCUCCUACAGAUCCACAGGCACCUACGUCGAUGAGGUUCCCCCCCCUGGGGCGAACGUAGUCGACGGCAUGUGGAUCUACAGGGUGAAGCGGCCACCGGGAUCUCCCCCGGUCUUCAAGGCGCGCUACGUGGCUAGAGGUUUCAGUCAGCGCGAGGGAGUUGACUUCUUUCAGACCUUCGCACCUACCCCGAAGAUGACCACUCUUCGGGUGUUACUACACGUAGCAGCACAGAGAGACUACGAGUUACACUCUCUUGACUUCUCCACUCUUUCCUUCAGGGCAGUCUACACGAGGAGGUCUGGUUGCGUCGUCCCUCGGCCUUCACUGGCACUUUCCCUCCUGGGACCCAGUGGAGGCUGA
Molecule: messenger RNA, 2943 nt
Organism: Closterium sp. NIES-65
Lineage: Eukaryota; Viridiplantae; Streptophyta; Zygnematophyceae; Desmidiales; Closteriaceae
Source: the annotation of a GenBank genome assembly